Molecule: messenger RNA, 675 nt
Organism: Orycteropus afer afer
Lineage: Eukaryota; Metazoa; Chordata; Mammalia; Tubulidentata; Orycteropodidae
Source: RefSeq, a predicted model, not a curated record
AUGCCAACAACCUUACUACCAACAUCAAGACCACCAAAGUCAACAAUACCAACAGCACCAACAUCAAUACCAUCAACACCCCCAUCAACAACACCAACAUCAACAACAACGUCAACAACCCUACUACCAAUAACAUCAACACCACCAAAGUCAACAAUGCCAACAACAGCACCAACAUCAACACCAUCAACACCCCCAUCAACAAUACCAACACCACCAAUAAUGCCAGCAUCGACAAUGGCAAUAGCAUCACCAAAACCCCUAUCAACAACACCAACAUCAACAAUAACAAUGCCAACAACAAUGACAACAGUAUCACCAACAUCAGCAACAAUACCAUCAACAACACCAGCAUCAACACUACCAUCAACAAUGCCAACAGCCCUACUACCAAUAACAUCAACACCACCAAAGUCAACAAUGCCAAUAAUAACAUCAACAUCAUCGAUACCCCCAUCAACAACAGUAACAUCAACAGUAACAAUGUCAACAUUGACAGUGACAACACCAUCAACACCCUCAUCAACACCCCCACCAUCAACAUCACCAUCAACACUACCAUCAGCAAUGAUGCCAACAACAAUACCAACAUCAUCAUCCAUUCCAUCACCAGCAUCAACGCCAACACCACCACCACCAGCAACUGCACCACCGUUGUUCACCAGGCACUCCUAG